UUCACCCUCUCCUAGCAAGCUACCGGCCCGCAUACAAGACAGCCGAGUAGUUUAGUAGGUGGACUGUCACUGGAUUUAGAGGGAAACGGGAUAUGGAAAAGAACGACCCGUGGCUAGUCAUGUUCCCUUCAUAAUUGCUUAAAAAAUGAAUAUUUGAUUUAACGUAGAGCAAACAUUAGCUUUUCACAUAUUAGCUAAAAAUAGCUAGCACGCGCAGCGUCAUUGAAGUUCUCGUACGUUUAAAUCGAUAUAUUCAUGCGUAAAUUGUUAAAAGCGUAAGUGAAACGUGGAAUGCUAAAGAGAUGGUGGAAAUUACCCAAUUUAAUUUGACAACCUCGCUUUCGCCUUCUUAUUACCCCCAAAUUAACAACGGAGCUGUCAAUCAUUAGGCAACUCUCAAUCAUUUCUUCACCUCGGAAUCGAAUCACUUUCGAACUGAGACAAUGGACAGCGUGCGGAGCACCUUCCACACGCAAUUAGCCGCUGUCAUGGACUCCCUGCUGGCUGCUGCCGUGUGCGAGAUAGCAAAGAUCUUCGAGAGCAGCAUGUGUGAGCAGCAGGCAGAAAUCUCCAGUCUCCUCGCCAAACUGGAGCAAGUGGAGAGGAAACAGAGGACCAAAACAGAAAGAGAUGGCACGUCUGCAGAGGGAGGGAACACCAUGAAGUCAAAACCCAUGACGGAAGCAGGCAAGGAGCCAAAUGGUGAAAACACCUCAAGUGAACAGAAAGAGGUCACAGAUUCUUUAACUUCGAUAAAACAUGAGCAAUCCCCAUGUGAGGGAUCUCAGCUUCCAUUGGCGUCUUUCGUGGUCAAAGUCCCAGACGAAAGCAUCGACAUUCCAGACCAGAGAACACGUCUUCCGACUGACACCCACGUCUAUGUCAAAGUUUGUCAGAGGGAUGAGGUGACCCAGGUGGAAGACCACCAAUCACAACAAGAAAGGGCUUCUCCCCCUUUUCUUACCAUCACUCAGAGCGGACGUUGCCCUCCCAGACAUGACCCCAGCCAAGCACAACCUAGCCAAUGGCCACUUGUUCUGGACAACACUCAAGCCUGUUCUGAUGGGAAAUUAAAUGACUCUGGAUCUUUCUACUCACUGCGUCCUUCUAUCACCACCGGGUGGCAGCAUUAACACGCAA
Molecule: messenger RNA, 1140 nt
Organism: Corythoichthys intestinalis (scribbled pipefish)
Lineage: Eukaryota; Metazoa; Chordata; Actinopteri; Syngnathiformes; Syngnathidae
Exons: 5
Coding region: 444-1133 (229 amino acids)
Source: RefSeq, a predicted model, not a curated record